Messenger RNA from Pseudo-nitzschia multistriata, 1411 nucleotides. The record is from the annotation of a GenBank genome assembly. Lineage: Eukaryota; Bacillariophyta; Bacillariophyceae; Bacillariales; Bacillariaceae.
CCAUUUCUCUUGUGCCGAGGGUAAGUCAGUUGAACUAUUUGUGCCUCACUUCGGCCCACCGAACGCUUGUCUUUCUAAUUCCUUUUGUCUGUUUCGUUCUGUUUCGCGCUAUCAACACUGAUUUUGAUAGAUACCGGUUGGAGGUUUGAACAAGAUGGGAAAGCAUUUUUCUGUGACUCAUGCCGAGUCUCGACUGUGAAACGAUGCGAUCGAAUUUCCACGAAAUUUUAUUCCAUGAAAACCAACAUCGACCUAAUUUCUUUGGCUUGUCAGUUGUGCAGAAUGCCGGAAAACGAUAUGCUCGGUGAACUUCUUGCCUUCCAGCAACAAGGGGGAAUGCAGCAAAAACGACAGGUACGGAUGUGCUGCGUUCAUUUGAAUUGCGUGAAGCACACAAACAUAGUCGACACCUCCGAGUCACAAAACGCCCGAAUGAACCACGAAUAUAGGAACGUCUUUGAAGUUCUCGACCAUUCCAAGAUUUGUAGCAGCUGCAGUAAUACGGGUGCAUCCAUCCGCUGUUCCGCCGACAAUUGCGACCAGAUCUUCCAUUAUCAUUGCGCUAUCGGAGACGCCGGUUGGGAUUUUGAACGAAAGGGGAGGAAAAAAUUUUAUUGCAAGGCUCACCGAAACAUUACGAAUACGAAGCACGCGAAUGGAGCAGAAACGAGUCUUCCUCGUACUCUUGCCGCCACAAUGCAUGGCGAAACCGGAGGAGAGGAGGAAGCAGCAACAAAGGGAAAUAGCGGCAACGCCGGAGGAGGUUUGGCGUUUCACCACAAUCUUUUUUCUACGUUUGGAGGAACAUCCAAAAGUCUAACCCAUUUGAAAACAAGCGUUCCGGGCAACCUAGAUAUGAGUGGAGCUGUCCACUCUCCACAAAGCCAAAGUUCCCCACCAAAGAUUGGAAACAGCACUCACAAGACCGCUGCAACGACGGUUGACAUCUCGGAUGACGAGAGUUCCUAUGCUGAUGACGACGACGACAGUUUUGUGCUGGAGCCAGAAGACAAUGGCGAAGGGCUGGAGGUAGUGGACCUUCCUUUGUCUCAAAAUGUUUCUGGAUCGACACAACCGAUCCGCCUCGAGCGGUCCUCUCGCGAAGAAUUUUGGAACGUUUCGCUCAAGGUAUUGAAAACGAACGAUGGUUUUGUGGUCAUGGUCGCCUCCAGUGGAAACGAUCUACCGAGGAACGACGACGCGUUCUCGCUCCAAGCCAACGAUAUCAUAGUCUCCCUCAAUGGAUCGAAGGUCGGCUCGCGUGGUCUGGAGACACUCCGUGAAAUUUUGCUCCGAUUGAAACAAGAGGUUGACCUGAUGCUCGAGAUCGUUCGUAACAAGGGAUAACAAAAAACUUUUCGUUUUUUUUGGUAAUGGGUAUUUUAAACUCGAAUAGAACAUCGCUUUACUA